This is a messenger RNA of Mucor mucedo, 1239 nucleotides long. RefSeq lists its product as uncharacterized. Gene Ontology annotation, cellular component: cytoplasm. Bases 1 to 1239 code for a protein of 412 amino acids. The transcript has 4 exons. The record is from RefSeq and is a predicted model, not a curated record. NCBI's taxonomy places the organism in Eukaryota, Fungi, Mucoromycota, Mucoromycetes, Mucorales, Mucoraceae.
AUGGAUGAUAUGUAUCAAUACGCUGCUUCGGCAGUAGAUAGCAAUACUAAAAAAACAACUGCUGUACCUGAAGAGGACGAUGUUAUUAUAAAGGCCUUUAGUAAUAUGGGCUGGGGUAAAAAAUGGACCAGUUUGGUCGACACCGUGAAAAAACAGAGCGAAGCUUUUGUUGAAGGGACUAAGAAAGACCUUCAAGAAUUUGCUCAAGUCUUAACUGAAGAUGACGAUGAAAAUGAAAUUACUACAACAAUUAACGAAGACGGACAGGCAACUACCAGUAGAGAUAUUACAGCUGACCUUAACCCAAUGGACACCAUUCGUGAGAAUCUUGCAAAAAUCAAUACCGUCAACUUCACUAGUCUACGGGAUGGAUUGACACAUACUUUGAACCAAACUUUACCUUCUCAAAUCACAUCUGUCAGAUUACCUGAGAAUAUGGACUUGACUCAAUUGCAAGAAGGUUUAACUAAUGGAACACGAUCAGCUGAACACUAUCUACAAAAGUUUGGCACUGACGUUAUUUCGGCUUUGAAAAACACGGUUACUGUGCUAGGACCUGAAGAGCAAGAAGUAACAGUAGAGAGUAAUAAUGAGAGUGCCCCGCGUAUAUACUUGACUAAAGGAAACUGUUUUAGUGCUAAUCGAAAGGAAGCUUUAAUAGCAAAGAUGCAAACCAACGAAAGCACCUAUUUAACAGAGCCUGAAUUAUCAAAGAAGGAUAAAGAGCAAGAAAAAAAGGUUCUGGAUACAUUCAACGCAAGUUUUAAAAUUGACGAAUAUACAGAUGAAAUCGCACAGUUAUUAAACGAUUAUCCAGCACUUCGAGAAACCAUGGAUAGAUUAGUACCUGUUCAAGUAAGCUAUGCUUUAUUUUGGCAACGCUAUUUUUAUCACGCAUGGAAGAUUGAACAAGACGAACAGAAGAGACAGCUGAUUGUACAAGGUGUGACAGAAGACGAUGCCGACUUUAAAUGGGAUUCGGACGAUGAAGAUAGCCAAGUACCUGCACCAGUUACUAGUACAUCUACUGCAACAAUCACAACCAAAAAUAUCAAGACAGAUGAACCAACUAGUAGAACUUCCACCACAAACUCUGAAGGAACUGAUGAUUUCAGUAACAUUUCAGAGCCAAUCGAAUCACCGCCGCUUAAAUCGUCACAAACCACAGAAGAUGAAUGGGUUAAAGCUGAAAAGAAAAAAUCCGAUGAUGAGGAAGAUAGUGAUAGUGAUUGGGAAUAA